Messenger RNA from Gilbertella persicaria, 1995 nucleotides. RefSeq lists its product as uncharacterized. The record is from RefSeq and is a predicted model, not a curated record. Gene Ontology annotation, cellular component: nucleus. The coding region runs from base 153 to 1802 and encodes 549 amino acids. The transcript is spliced from 6 exons. Gene Ontology annotation, molecular function: exonuclease activity; nucleic acid binding. Lineage: Eukaryota; Fungi; Mucoromycota; Mucoromycetes; Mucorales; Choanephoraceae.
UUUUUUUUUGUUCAAUGGACAAACGCGUUCACGCUACUUCUGCUACAGACAUGAGCUCAGAAUAUCUCGAGAUCAAAAAACCAAAGACUUCAGAUGAAGUUCAGUUGACUGCCAAACAAAAAAAGAAGGCCACCAAGGCACGUAAACUUGGCAUGACAUUUGAGAUGCAAGAUAAUGAACUUGUUAUUCAUCCCAAACUAUUUUUUAAACAUUUCAAUGACUUUGCUUCCAUGAAAGAUGCACGUAACCUCAUGCUAACAGCCCUUUUGCCUAAAGGCAAACAAGCACGAUUAGCCGAGAUUCCUGACUUUCCAGGUGUAGCGCCUAUCCAAAAAGCCAUCAUUAUAGAUGUGCCUAUUCUUGAUCCGUACACAAUGCAUUUACCCCUGGAUAUCUUUCAGGUUUCCAAGGCAACCGUACCUGACAUUUAUCAACAACUCCAAUCCAGUGCUUUUUAUUCUUACAUUCAACAAGGCGAACAAGAAAAAGAAAUAUUAGGUCUAGUGAGUGCAGUGGGAUUUGACCAAUAUAAGCGAGUCCAUGAUCGAUUUUUAGAGUUAUUGGAAGUUCCUUUAUCUAAAGGAGAGAUAAAAAAGAAGCGUGAAGAAGAAGAUGCAGACCCUGAUCAUAAGAGAGCCAUCGCACCUGAGAUACUAGUCAUGUCAAAAGAGACACUUAAAAUGGAAGAUUUCCCUAUACCUUCAGUUUUAGAUCCCCAAAGUAGUUUAGAAGAAGGCUGGGUAGAUACUUUGCCUGAAACAGGAUUGGAACCCAAGACAUUAGUUGCUCUUGAUUGUGAAAUGUGUAAAACUGUCAAUGGUUAUGCAGUCACUAGAGUAGCCCUGAUUGACCGAGAACACAAGAUCUUGAUUAACGAACUUGUCAAACCUUCUGAAGAAAUCACAGACUACGUAACACAUAUCAGCGGUGUAGAUGAAGCAUCACUCAAGUAUAUUACAACCACAUUAAGUGACAUUCAACAAAAAAUCAUGAAAUUCGUGACGGGCGAUACAAUUCUUGUAGGUCAUGGUCUUGUCAAUGAUCUCAAAUGCCUCAAGAUGCGCCAUCCUUACAUCAUUGAUACUUCCAUCAUCUAUCAUCACAAAAAUGGUCCACCUUAUAAACCUUCUUUACGCGAUCUAUCUACUCGGUACCUGAAACGGACAAUUCAGGUACGUGAUCAAGAUAAAAAGCCAGGCGAAGAAAAGGGCCACGAUCCAUGCGAAGAUGCAAGUGCUAGUUUAGAACUCUUGGAGCGUAAGCUUCGAUAUGGUCUCAAUUAUGGCUUAGCAGGCCUAUCUCAGGUAGAGACCAUCUUGGAUUUCUUGGACAGAAGUCAUCAGACAGGUGCCGUCGUUGAAUGUGGAGCCAAUCUGAGCUAUUUGAUGAAACAAAAACUAGAGAAACAUAAGGGAUACUUUAGUUUAGAGAAUGACGAACAAGUGGCCCAAAAGGUAAUGGAGCAACAUGCCUUGAAGCAAUUAGUGGUUGCACGGUUCGAAUUACCCCAGCCAACAGAAGACACAAGACAAUCACAGUUCUUGAAUUUGUUUUCAAAGAUGUACGAAAGCAUGGAACCAAACACGGCGUAUUGCUUUACUACAGGUUAUAGAUCCAAUCAAGAAAGAGAAAGGUUAAGAGAAAAGCGGGUGGCAUAUAAAAAGAAACUAAAAGCAGUGGGUUUAGCUGAUAUUCCAUUAGAAGAACGUUGGAGUAUAGAAGAUGAACAUGCAUUAGAAACCAUUGCUGAUACCACUCGACGCGGUUUUAUUUUUGCUUCAGUCAAGAAUAAGCCUGCGUAAAUUAUGCAAAUAAAGGAAUUAACCAUUUUAAACAACAUGCCGUAAAUUGUCGUACAACGGGGGUACCACAAUGUAAUCAAAAGCGUCUCAUGCUGGUGCUUUAAAGGAUCAUCGUACGCGAAAUGAUACAAGCACAUAUGCAAGUGACUAUCGUUAAGUUACAGCAGAAGGAUCUCUUCCUAAGGAUGGCAAU